AUGAUGGGUUCCAGUCCUGCCGUAUUCAAAUUCAAGUCCGUGGUCAACGACCAUAUUUUCUUUGGGCCAGAUAACAGUCGAUUAGCUGUUACCCAAGAAAAAGAGAUUCAAAUUUAUGAAGUGUUGCCAAAUAAUAAUAAGAAGUUAUUGACGGUUUUGACAGGCCAUGACGAACCUAUAACAGCAAUUGACAUUUCUGCCCAAGGUCUUAUUGCCUCUGCUUCACAGGAUCGUAAUGCUAUCGUUUGGAAACCAUUGGAUGCCAGCUUCAGCUCAUUCAAGAAAGACUUGGUGCUCUUAAGAAUUAACAGAUCAGCCACUUGCGUCAAAUGGUCACCAUUGGGGAAUAAGUUCGCCGUCGGUUCUGGUGCUAAGGUAAUUUCUGUUUGUUAUCAUGAGCCAGAAAACGAUUGGUGGAUUUCUAAGCAUUUGAAGAAACCAUUUAAAUCAACAAUUCUCUCUGUGGCCUGGCACCCUAAUAACGUCUUGCUCAGUUGUGGUACUGCCGAUUAUAAAUGUUACGUGCUUAGUGGGUAUGUUAAAGGCGUCGACGAAAAACCACCAGCAACAUUAUGGGGCUCUAAAUUACCAUUCAAUACUAUCUGCGGAGAAUUUAUCAGCUCUCCAGGUGGGUGGGUUCACGAUGUCGCUUUCUCCCCUAGUGGUGAUGUUUUAGGGUUUGUGUCAAAUGAUUCUACAAUCACCAUAGUCUACCCAAAAGGUGAGGAGCAAUUCAAUGUUGUAUCAAGUAAAACUAACUAUGGAUCAUUCAAGACACUUGAAUUUAUAAGCGAUAACCAAUUGAUUACUGCGGGCCAUAAUUGUUUCCCAGUGAUUUUUCAAGGUGAUGAAGAAAGCUGGGAAGAGGCUCGAAGUAUUGAUACUACUGCCACCUCCCAAAAACCAAAAACUUUCAAAAGUUUAGAACAAGAUGACGACGAGGAAGGAAACACUGGUUCCAAUGCCUUGAGUAUGUUUAGACAAUUGGAUUUGAAAGGUAAAGUGCAAAAUAAAGGCUCCUCCGACUUGCCAACCGUUCAUCAAAACACAGUAACCACUUUAAAAUUCUUUGAUCAGUCACACAUCUCAACUUCUGGGGUUGAUGGCAAGGUUGUUGUUUUCCCAAUUUAA
This is a messenger RNA of Saccharomycopsis crataegensis, 1131 nucleotides long. RefSeq names its product Arc40p (gene ARC40). NCBI's taxonomy places the organism in Eukaryota, Fungi, Ascomycota, Saccharomycetes, Ascoideales, Saccharomycopsidaceae. The transcript has a single exon. Gene Ontology annotation, biological process: Arp2/3 complex-mediated actin nucleation. The record is from RefSeq and is a predicted model, not a curated record. The coding region runs from base 1 to 1131 and encodes 376 amino acids. Gene Ontology annotation, molecular function: actin filament binding. Gene Ontology annotation, cellular component: Arp2/3 protein complex; actin cytoskeleton.